AGCUGACGGGAUCACAUGACCUGUAGCAUCUGUCACAGAGAAGCUAAAUUCCUCCUCUUCUUCUCCUUCUCGGGGUUUUCUCUUGUUUUUCUGCACACCGGAGCUCCGUGAUGGCCGGACGCGGGAAACUGAUCGCCGUUAUCGGUGAUGAGGACACGUGCACCGGAUUCCUGCUCGGCGGGGUCGGUGAGCUCAACAAGAACCGAAAACCGAAUUUCUUGGUGGUGGAGAAGGACACGAGCAUCGCGGAGAUCGAGGAGACCUUCAAGAGCUUCUUGGCUCGUACCGACAUCGGCAUCAUCCUCAUCAACCAGUUCAUCGCCGAGAUGAUCCGCCAUGCCAUCGACGGCCACAUGGAGUCGAUCCCCGCCGUGCUGGAGAUCCCGUCCAAAGAGCACCCUUAUGACGCGUCCAAGGACUCCAUCCUGCGCCGCGCCAAGGGCAUGUUCUGCGUCGAGGACUUCCGUUAAACACACACACACACACACAG
Messenger RNA from Labrus mixtus (cuckoo wrasse), 490 nucleotides. RefSeq names its product ATPase H+ transporting V1 subunit F (gene atp6v1f). The transcript has 2 exons. Bases 111 to 470 code for a protein of 119 amino acids. Gene Ontology annotation, cellular component: membrane; proton-transporting V-type ATPase, V1 domain. Gene Ontology annotation, molecular function: proton-transporting ATPase activity, rotational mechanism. The record is from RefSeq and is a predicted model, not a curated record. NCBI's taxonomy places the organism in Eukaryota, Metazoa, Chordata, Actinopteri, Labriformes, Labridae. Gene Ontology annotation, biological process: proton transmembrane transport.